AUGCGUCUCCACCUCGUCAUCCAGCGUCACGGACUGCCGGUGACGCGCAUUCUUUGGACGACCGCGCCGCCCUCGCUGUUCGGUCAGAAUGCGCCCGGUACCUCGGCCGUCAUCCCUGCCGCCUCGUCUGCCAUCACGUCGACGCGCACCCCUAAUGCGCUGUAUGCGAACGGCGGCUAUACCAUUGCGCAGCUCCUGGAGGAUGUCAACGGCGUGAUCCCUCUGGAGACCGAGCCGGCAUUGUUCGACAGUGAAUGUAGUGGGCAAUGGGGCCUAGAAGACUACGUGGUUGAGGUGGCGGGCUCAGAAUGUCUGCAUUUCAUGGAAGUUGAAGGUCUCCUCAGAGAUGGGGACGAAGUCUUGUGA
Messenger RNA from Aspergillus melleus, 366 nucleotides. RefSeq lists its product as uncharacterized. Lineage: Eukaryota; Fungi; Ascomycota; Eurotiomycetes; Eurotiales; Aspergillaceae. The coding region runs from base 1 to 366 and encodes 121 amino acids. The transcript has a single exon. The record is from RefSeq and is a predicted model, not a curated record.